Molecule: messenger RNA, 721 nt
Organism: Vicia villosa (hairy vetch)
Lineage: Eukaryota; Viridiplantae; Streptophyta; Magnoliopsida; Fabales; Fabaceae
Exons: 4
Coding region: 273-662 (129 amino acids)
Source: RefSeq, a predicted model, not a curated record
UUACGCUGCAAAAAUAAACGAAACGGUUCGCCUUCAACAUCUUUUUCCAAUUCACAUCCAGUUUCUUUUCUCAAUGCAAACCCUUCAAUUCUCAUCCUCUCUCCUUUUAUACCUCAACCACGAAGCCAACACAACUUUCGAAUGCAAAUCGACGGCAUGUUGCCUCACCGGUCGGAGAUACCGCCGGAAUAAUUUAAUAUCCGGCAUUAGGUAAACACAACCCAUCUCUCUCUCCAUUUAACAUUAGGUCGAACUUUUCCCCCAUUUCCUCCAUGAUCGUCUUCCUUGCCCCUCUUUCCCUCAUUUCCCGCAAAGAUGUCUAUCUCAAUCACUACAUCACCGUUGGAAAUUUAUGUGCUUCAGUAGAAGAGUGGACAGUUGGUAGAACCGAACUCACCUCACUCAUGGAUGUGGAGAGGAGAUAUGUUUGGCGGCAAUCAAUGGAAAGUUCGACUGGAUCAAUAUCAUCACUAUCUGCUGGAUUGGGACCUAGCGAAUAUGUGAGCGGAUGCAGUAAAACUUCUUUGAUAGUGGUUUUGACUCUCAUUCAUCACUUAUUUGCUGCUCAUGGUUUCACUUAUUGCAUAAGAGCAGAAGAGAGUGCAGAAGAAUGUUUUGCUAAUGGUAUGGACUCAUUUCUAUCAAAACCUUUGUGUGCAUGAAGAUGACGACAAAUGCUUUGUGAGAGAAUGCAGAAGAAUGUUUUGCUAAUGUAUCAAAA